GAACCCGUAACACUCUUUUAGCAGUCCGCGUCUUAACCCGCUGGACCAGACGGACAGUGGCCGGUGACACGAAAUUAGCGACCAUAUUCUGCGUCGAAAGAAAAACGCAUGAAAACUCGAAAACACGCGUUUUCCCAAACAUAAGACUAAUCUACAUAGAUUGUAUACCCCCAAAAACCCCCAUAUACCAAAUUUCAGCGAAAUCGUUAGAGCCGUUACCGAGAUCACAGAAAUAUAUAUAUACAAGAAUUGCUCGUUUAAAGGUAUAAGAUAUGUAUAUUCAUGGGUCCUAAAAUGCUGUCACUAAAGAGUAGGCUGUCACCAGAACGUAGUGAUUUUAUGCUCUUUGGCUUGCACGUCAUUGUUGCGUUGUCGAUUGCAAUAUUGACACGUACAUAAACAAUAAUUUCAUAAGUAUAUUUACAUUGUGUCUAAGUAUUUUUGUUAUGUCGUUAGAUGAUUAUCAAGUACAUAAUAUCUACCGAUACACGAGGAAAACAUACAAACAGAAUAGGAACUGUCCGCGGGAUUGUACUCUUGACAAUUCACGGGAAGAUGGAACCGUAGAUCUACCUGAGAAUUCUAAAGAAGACGUUGAUUUUAUAGAUCAUUCACCUAGAAGCGACGAUUAUGCUUUGGUCACUCCUGAGUGCCUCUACGACUUGGAUACACAGAGAGACGUGACUAGCAUUCUGCAUAAAAAAUGUCCAGUAAUAACCUUGGCUCAGCAACAACUUUUGAAGGUUCUUGAUGAGACUAACCAUAUGUUAUCCCUAGUCCCUGAAGAAAAUUGCAGGUCUAGUAACAAUGUUAUUCAGUCUAUAAUGAACGAACGAAAGAAAUACCUAUCGCACGUUGGUGCGCCGAAUUUAGAUGUGGAAGAACAACGACCAUGGAUGACCCCCGCUCCGGAGCCCUACUACAACAGUAUCACCAGCUACACACACCGUCCCCCAAACGACGGCCAAUUGACCACCCCACCGUCUAUGCAGUACUUGGAAAAGGCCAUCAUCUCCAACUCCGAAGAAAUUCAAGAUGGGCCCAUCUGGCGGAAAGGUCAUGGGCUCUGUUUUUUGGGAUGUGGACUAAUUCGCUACGUAUGUGUAUGCAAGGAUGCAAUCUUAUGGCAAAACAAAGCAAACUUUGUUCUGGGAGUCCUAACUUGUAUGGUGUUCCUCACCGGUAUACUGUUUGGAGCGGCAACAUGCGGCACUCACUACGGAAAAUUCAAUAAUCCAAUACUCAACUGUAUAGACAACUAUUUUAUUUCUGACAGUUUAAGUACUGAAGAAACUUUCAACUGUAUUACGUAAGAAUUAUUCCGUAUUUUUAAAUAAAUAAAAAUAUUUUGUUAUAGAUAAGUAAAUUGUAAUCUGAAUAUUAUUGAAUUUGAUUCAAGUAUUACUGUAUUAGUUUUAUUUAAAUAUUCGAUGAAAUAAACCACACUAAGUAUGUUAUUACAUAAUAGUUAUUUACGAUACAAGAGCGAAAAAUAGGAAAUUCUUAUUCACACGUGUAUUGUUUUACAGUAGGCACAGUCGCCUGAAGAGAAAAGUGACCCCCUGCAUAAAAAUUUGGGUUACUCCCACUAGCUACCACCAAGUUGUCACCAGUGGUAGCUACUGGGAUUUUUUUCCCACCUUUUACCACUGGUAAUUAGUUUCCCAGUAGUUACUAGCAAAAUUUGGUUAGCGUUCAAUACUAGUAAAAACAGUAUAAAUAUAAAGUGAUUUAAAUAAAUAAUUAAUUAUAAGUUAAUUAGUUGUUCCUUUAAUUAUAAGUCGAUUACUGUUUCAGUAAACUGCCUUAAAAGUGACAAAAAAAUCGGCCUUUGACUGAUUUGUUUGUUCUUUGGUAUAAUUUUGACGUUAUUUAUUGAAAGGGACUUUAUUGUCGAUGGCACUUACGCCAUUAUCAACGAUGGUGCUAUAUAUAUACAACGCUGCGCUACGCGCUACAAAAGACCCAGGUUUCAUAGGUAACGUCACAAUUAAUUCAAUUUACAAAUUAAUAACAUAAACAAUAUCAAGUUUUAUGAUGUUGUGAC
Molecule: messenger RNA, 2047 nt
Organism: Cydia pomonella (codling moth)
Lineage: Eukaryota; Metazoa; Arthropoda; Insecta; Lepidoptera; Tortricidae
Exons: 4
Coding region: 447-1313 (288 amino acids)
Source: RefSeq, a predicted model, not a curated record